AUGGCGUUCCACCCAGACAGUCUCCCCGAUCUCGAGGGCAAGAUAUUUAUAGUGACAGGGGGGAACUCUGGCAUAGGCUACCACACCGUUGCUCGCCUUGCGGAACAUGGCGCUCAUGUCUACAUGUGCGUCAGGUCAUUGGAGAAGGGUACACGGGCAAUCGCUGAGAUUAACGAAAAAUGCCCCUCGGCGAACGUUGACCUCUUGCAAAUGGAUUUGACGGACCUCGCCACCGUUGUUGCAGCUACCAAACAUUUCCUCACUCUCGAAACAACGCUGCAUGGGUUGGUCAAUAAUGCAGGGAUCAUGGCCACACCCUUCGAGAUAACCAAGGAUGGACACGAGGCCCAGUGGCAAGUCAACUACCUCGCUCAUUGGGUCUUGACGGAACAUAUGCUUCCUUUGAUGCUACAAACAUCUAAGAAUCUCGCCCCGGGCAGCGUACGCAUCGUCAAUCUUACUUCAUCGGGCCACUUGGGAGCACCCAAGGGCGGGAUUAACUUCAACGACCCAUCCCUAAGAGAAGGGAAUACUUGGACACGAUACGGACAGAGCAAGCUGGCCAACAUUUUGCAUACAAAGUCUCUGCAUGAGAGAUAUGGGCCCGGCUCUUGCAGUGCACGAAAUGAAGAGGGCGAGAUCUGGGUUACAUCCGUGCACCCUGGUAUGGUCGAAACAAACAUCGCAGCCCCGGCGAGGGAGUCACGGUCGAUCAUAAUGAUUGUUUUCUCGUUCUUUCGAGUGCUUGGCUUCGUAUCGCCAGCUGAUAAAGGUUCUUGGAAUAGCGUCUUCUGCGCGGCAAGCGAGGAAAUGGAAGCUGAACAAGCCGGUGGCUACUUGGAAAUAUUCCGGCGAUUCGGGGAGCCUAGAUGGCAGAGUAGCGCAGCAAAGGAUGUGGGGCUUCCAAAAGAGCUGGAAAAAUGGACGAGGGGCGUGAUGAGAAGAGAAGGAUGGUCUGGGGAGUAA
Molecule: messenger RNA, 966 nt
Organism: Colletotrichum gloeosporioides
Lineage: Eukaryota; Fungi; Ascomycota; Sordariomycetes; Glomerellales; Glomerellaceae
Product: putative oxidoreductase
Exons: 2
Coding region: 1-966 (321 amino acids)
Source: RefSeq, a predicted model, not a curated record